This is a messenger RNA of Staurois parvus, 941 nucleotides long. The record is from the annotation of a GenBank genome assembly. Lineage: Eukaryota; Metazoa; Chordata; Amphibia; Anura; Ranidae.
UUCCUCAGGGCAAUUCCUCGAGUCCCUUCCCUGAACAGAAACACGGGGGGGCGCCACUUUUCCAGCGAAUCCACCUACUCCCAUUCCUCCGCAGAGGAGACGCGGCAGGAUGCCACCGGCAGCACGCACUCCUCAGGCUGUCGCCCCACAUACAGAGAGCGCCGGUCUUGGCAAGAUUUAAUAGAAACUCCCCUGACCAGUUCCGGGCUUCACUUCCUCCAGACGGUGCCCCCCUGAUUCGGAGCAUGUGGCGGGCAGGAUGGGGAUGUCACCAGAAAGGCGCAAGCAAGCCACGCUACCAGUCCAGAGGCGCCAUAACCAUGAAAGAGAUGGGCCCUUCCCCCUGGCAGAGUGUCCCCGGAGUCACACGGCGCACGCCCGAACGCAGAAGCAGCGCAGCCAAAGCUUGCCGAGGAACAGGGAUGGUAGGGGGAAGAACCGAGGAAAUAACAACACAGAACUGUUAGAGGAAAAGGUGGAAGAGGAGGUACCGAAGAGGAAGCACAGCAGUUCCAGUAGAGAAGACAGCAAGAACGAGAACCGGUCCAGCACAGAUGGCCUGGAGGAGCUCUACAAGACCCUGGAACAAGCCAGCCUGUCUGCCUUUGGUGAGCAGCGACCUUCCACCAAGCAGGAGUUCAGGAGAUCAUUUGUCAAAAGAUGCAAUGACCCCAUCAUCAAUGAUAAGCUGCACCGCAUCCGAGCACUGAAAAGCACUUUAAAAGCAAAGGAAGGAGACCUCUCCGUAAUAAACUGCCUCCUGGACGACCCGGCUUUCUCAUCCAAGAAGUUUCAGAGACUGGAAACAAAAAAACUUUGAGUUUUUCAUGGAUAUUUGUGAGUACAGCGGAACCCUGAAACCUCAGAACGGUGCCUCCGAACUGGCCGCGCCGGCACCCCAGCUCACACACACGCACUCCUUUAUCGAAACGCACGUCUGA